Messenger RNA from Cyprinodon tularosa, 7850 nucleotides. It is a transcript of the gene clip3, whose product is annotated as CAP-GLY domain containing linker protein 3. The record is from RefSeq and is a predicted model, not a curated record. The transcript has 14 exons. Bases 135 to 1973 code for a protein of 612 amino acids. Lineage: Eukaryota; Metazoa; Chordata; Actinopteri; Cyprinodontiformes; Cyprinodontidae. Gene Ontology annotation, cellular component: nucleus; microtubule plus-end; cytoplasm. Gene Ontology annotation, biological process: cytoplasmic microtubule organization. Gene Ontology annotation, molecular function: microtubule plus-end binding.
AUCAGGUGGGGGUGGGGACGCACAGACAGCGUCAAUAGAAAACGAGCGUCAAGCAUCAGAGAGCAAAGAGGAGCCUCAUCAACAAAUUUUUAGCAUCUUCAAGCGGCCUGUUUUUAGCUGCAGCAUUCGUCAUCAUGACUAAAGAAGAGAAUGUGCAGGAACAGGAGAAGGGGACGCAUGAGGACGAGGAGCAGGAGGAAGCUAGGGUUCAGAGGGAGGAGGAGUUGACAGAAGAGGAGGAGGAAGAGGAGGAAUAUGAGCUAGAGGAGGAGAAAUCCAAGGUAGAGAACGAGGAGGAAGGUGAGCAGGAGGGAGAAAGGGAGGAGCAUGAGGAGCAGCAAGGGCAGGAGGAUCCCCCAGUGGAACCAGAGACUGAGAUGAUCUCAGUUUCUGAGCAUCAAAGUCCGGUUCACGAACCACCCCGCCGAGCCAUGGUGCACCCCUCAGCCCAGGCCCCACUUCCCAAAGACUAUGCAUUCACCUUCUUUGACCCCAACGACCCUGCAUGUCAGGAGAUCCUCACCGACCCCCGGACCACCAUCCCCGAACUGUUUGCCAUCGUCCGGCAGUGGGUCCCUCAGGUGCAGCACAAGAUUGACAUCAUUGGAAAUGAGAUCCUGAAGCGUGGUUGCCAUGUGAACGACCGUGAUGGUUUGACCGAUAUGACACUACUUCAUUACAGCUGUAAGGCUGGAGCUCAUGGAGUUGGCGACCCGGCAGCAGCGCUGAGACUCAGCAGUCAGCUGAUCUCACUCGGUGCAGAUGUGAGUCUUCGAAGUCGAUGGACUAACAUGAACGCGCUGCACUAUGCUGCCUACUUUGACGUGCCAGAACUGAUCCGAGUCCUACUCAAAGCUGCCAAACCCAGAGUGCUAAACUCAACAUGCAGUGACUUCCACUAUGGCACAGCUCUGCAUAUUGCUGCCUCCAAUCUCUGUCUGGGUGCAGUUAAAUGUCUGUUGGAGCAUGGAGCCAACCCCACUGUCAGGAACGACAAGGGCCAGGUUCCAGGUGAGGUUGUUCCUGACCCUAUGGACAUGAGUCUGGACAAAGCUGAGGCAGCCAUGGUGGCCAAAGAUCUUAAGCAGUUGCUGUUGGAUGCUGUUCCUCUCAGUUGUAACCUUCCAAAGGCCACUCUUCCCAACUACGACAACAUUCCAGGAAACCUAAUGCUGGCGUCGCUUGGACUGAAACUGGGAGAGCGCGUCUUGCUGGAUGACAUGAAGACUGGAACCCUAAGGUUCUGUGGAACCACUGAGUUUGCUAGCGGUCAGUGGGUCGGAGUGGAGCUGGACGAGCCGGAGGGGAAGAAUGAUGGCAGCGUUGGCGGCGUUCGCUACUUCAUUUGUCCUCCUAAACUCGGUAUUUUUGCGCCUGUUUCAAAGAUAUCCAAAGCUGUGGAUCAGACUCCAUCAUCUGUGACAUCCAACCCCAGAACUCCCCGUACGGACCUGGCAUCUCGUUUGACUGGAAAAACCAAGAAGGAGAAGAAGGAGGAGAGGCAAAAGGAAAGGGAGAGAGCCCAAAGGAAGAAGAUGUCUGUGGCCAGUCCUGAUCCAGAGGGAACAAAUGUGGAGGUGGGAGAUCAGGUUCUGGUGGCAGGUCAGAAACUCGGCAUCGUUCGCUUCUUUGGGAAGACAGACUUUGCUCCAGGGUACUGGUUUGGUGUAGAGCUGGAUCAGCCCACUGGGAAACACGAUGGCUCCGUGUUUGGGGUCAGAUAUUUCAGCUGCCUGCCCAAAUAUGGAGUGUUUGCUCCACCCUCUCGUGUCCAGAGGAUCGGAGGACCUAAAGAAGGUUCCCAAAAUGAAAAUUCAAUGGUGAAGAAGGUUCAUCAGGUCUCCAUGUCACAACCGAAGAGAAACUUCCACACAAUGCGAUCUCCUAAAGACCUGACCUCUGAGAGCUCCAUAUCCAGGUUGUUGUUCUGCUGCUGGUUUCCAUGGAUGCUUCGCGCUGAGAUGCAGUCCUAACCAGGCCCCGCACUUCCUACAGUUCUCCACCACUGGAUGGAUCUGUCGGCUUUUCUUACUCUCCAUCAUUCUUUCCCCAAUCUCCUUGUGGUGAAAGUCCCUCCGCCUGAAUCCGCCUAAUUUAGCCCUUCUAUAGCAAAAUCUAUAGUGCCUUGUAUCUGAUAACAAAUGUCCUGCAUUCCUUCAAUUAACUUAAAUUCUAGCUCUGAAAUCCGUCCUCUCACUCGGCUGCCUCCUCUUGGUCUAGGGUGGUCAGUGUAUUUGCUUUCACCCUUGCCUCAUGGUUUUGUUGCACUGCAGCCAGUUUCAGGUAUGAGUGGUUUGAAAAGUCCAGAAAGAUAUAAUAGUCACUAUUUUGGGUUUCUCUCAUGAAAAUGUCAAACUAAUUGUCUUCCAUGAAGCAGAAGAUGACAAGUAUGAAAUUUUCAUGAGAAACACUCUAGAAAAUGUUGAUGUUGUUUGUUGGAUCCACAUCUGGCUGUUGACUCCCUGUCGUGAGACCAGGACCUUUAGCUUUGCUGACAUAUAAACAUUAUGUGUACAUCAUUUGUUAUUUAACAUCAAUCUAAAGUCCUCUGAUCAGGAAACAGGGUUAUUCAUCUCUACAUCUCCUUUUUAUCUUCAUAUGUGAGUCGUAGCUUUUAGCUGAUGCUUUUUUUACAGGAUAUGAUAAAAAUAUUUCUGCUGGAAAUUUAGCUAAAACUUUUUUCUUUUUAAAGAUCAAGUUUGGUUUGGUUUAAUCUAUGUGAAAAGUAAUUAAUAAUAAUGAAUAAUAAUGUUUUCAGAUAGGAAUAGAAACCAUCUUGUUAUCUUGAUCUUAGAGGGUGUUGUUUAAUAACCCAAAAUAAUAGCUGCUAAAGAUAUGAAAAUGAAUUAUACUAUUAGAAAAGAAAGCUUUUGUCUCAAAAAGUCUCCAUUAAUCUAAAAUGGUUCGCUGAUUUUCCAAUGAUACAUGAUUUUCGUUUUUUCUCCUCUCCUUCUCUCGUCCCUCCUUGAUUCUUCUAAUUUUUUUCCUGCUUCUAGUUUGGAAUAUCAGAACAUCUGCAGCUAUUUAAAAUAGGAACUAUUAACCUUUUGUCCUAAAUGUUGAAAUCCUAUUCUAGAAAUGAAAUUUGUAAUGGCAGCUUUGUGUGGAGAUUGUUCCCUUGAUAUACAAUUUAAAAAUAUAAACUCUAAACAAACCUGCUCUAAUGGCUGAGAUGAAAAGUACGGAAAUUAUGCUUUAUCAACACGGAAAGUUGGUAUCCUUUAUGACUUACAUUCAUGUUCAUUUAUAAAUUUGAAGACCAGGGGUCAGUUUCACAAAGCAGGUCUAAAAAAACUCAGAUUUAAAUCCUCAACUUGAUCCGGCCUAAAAUCUGAAACUCAAUCAACCCUGAGUACGUCCACUCAGAGUUGAACACAUGGAUAUGAAAAGCCAUUAUCAGUGGAGCCCUGAUGCAACGAGUCACCAUGACAAGCAAGAGGAAGUUCCUAUUACACACCACUGGAACUAGAGAUUUUAAUGAGGUAAUGAAAAAACUAUUUGCAUAGUGUUCAAAAGACCAAGCGACAGCACUGCAGCUACAAGGGAGAGGAAAAUGGCUUAAAAUAAGAUUUCUGCUCAAGUUCAUGGUUCGGUUUAUAUAAAGGUGUGACAGACUGUUCUUUUGUUUUUGUUUUUUUGAGCAGGCUUUUUUAACAUAUAUUAAAAGCACUCUUUUCUUUAUUGUUCCAUUUUUAGAUUUCAAAAGUAAGUAGUAAAUCAAACCCCUAGUCGGACCUAUAAUAAUAAAAUUUGUUAAAUUACAUGAUUGCAGCAAAAACUGAAUUUCGGGAAGCAAAAAACCAACAACUAGGAAUUAAAUUUUCUAGGUAUAAAUAUGUUAACACAUUUUAAGUAGCCUUUUUGACAUUAAUCAGCUUGACUGAAUAUGUAUAUAUGAUAUAUGAAAUGUCAUGACAUUUCUAUAUAGUAAAAAUAAUACCAAUAAUGACCAGUAAUGAUAGGAAUAAGGAGAACUGAAAAUCAUUUCGAGACAUCAAGAAUGGUUAUUCUAGAUGUGAACAAUGUCAUUUUGUAUGAAAUAGUAACAAGGAAAAAAUGCUUUUACAUAUUCAGUCAAACUAAUACACAAUAAAAUGAACUUCCAUAGGCUGUUGUAAUCACAUGACGGAAAAAAACUAGUUUAUUGCUUGAAUGGUAGAUUGGUGUAUCUGUUUAGGUGAAAUCACCUGGCAGCAGGAGAAGAUGAAGAAUAAAAACAUUAUAUAAUAUAUAGAACCUGUUCGGAAUCAGAAUCAAGUUUAUUGCUGAGUAAGUUUGCAGUAACAAAGAAUUUGACUUGGUGUUGAUGGUGCAGACAUUUUAGAUAUAUAUAUGGAAUACAGGAUCCAUAGUUAUAUACAAUAUAAAUGUACAAUAUAUUACAUGAAAUAUAGUAUAUAGAUAUGUACAAUAUACACAGUGGCUGUGCAUUAAUGUAACGCAGAAGGUGUGGAGAUGCUUCAUUGGUGUAUCUUCUAGGUCCUGAACAGGAAGGUAGAGAGGCAGUGUCACGGGGGUUUCUGGGCCUUGUUGAUAGUGCUGGUAGCAGAUGAGAAGAAACUGUUCUUGUGGCAUUAGGUUUUGGUCCUGUUGGGCCGCAGCCUCCUGCCAGAGGGAAGUGACUGAAAUAAUAUGUGGCUGGAGUGUGGGGAUCAACCACAACCUUCCAUGAACAGCUCAGAGUCCUGGAGGUGUAUAGAUCAUGGAGAGAUGGAAGACUGCAGCCAAUAGUCUUCUCAGCAGACCAGACAAUCUGCUCUUGUCCUUGGUGGUGGCACCAGCGUACCAGAUGAUUAUGGAGGAGGUGAGGAUGGACUCAAUGAUGGAGAAAUAGAACUGAACCAUCAUUGUCCUCAGCAGGUUGAAUUUUUUUUAGCUGCUGCAGGAAGUACAUCAUCUGCUGGGCUUUCUUGGUGAGGGAGUUGCUGUACAGGGAGAAGAGCAAAGGAGAAAGAGUACAGCCCUGGGGGAACCAAUGCUGAUGAGCUGCGAGUCGGAGGUAUGUUUUCCCAGCUUCACAUGCUGCCCCAUGUCAGACAGGAAGUCUGUUGGCUGUAAAGAGAGUGGAGACAAAGGACACUCACACAAAAACCGGUAUCGACCAGGUUAGCUUUGGGGAGAAUGUUAUUUUGGUAAAAGAAACAGAGGUUGAGGAAACUCUAUUUGUGAAACAGAAUACUCAGAGCUUCCCUGAUAUCAUCUUUAGAAAACUUAGAGUUUUCAGUAAACCUGCGUUUUGAAAUGGACCCCUCUUUAUAAAAAAAAUAAAAAACGUUUGCUUAUUUAGGCUCAAAUAUUCAGAUCAUAACUCACAGGUCUCUAAAAUCAGAUUCCUUUCAUGAAAUGUACAAAAUAUUUCAAGAAAUCAGCCAAUAUUUAUUGCAUAUUACCCAUGAAACUCUUUGUUUUUGUCUGGUUGAAUUGAAACUUCAAUUCUGUUAAUAUCAAGAUGCUAAUAUAUGAUCACUUCCAAGAAAGUAUUUAAAUAGCCCAAUCUUAUUUAAAUUUUUUCUCAGUAAUGUGCCAACAAUAUUGACGGAUCUUUUGAGUCUCUUAGCCUUAUUUAAAGAAAGCAUUAUGGUUGCUGUUGUAAAUAAUGUUUCUUUUUGUGUAUCAGCUUUAAAAAAAUCACUGAUUUUUAUCUUGAGGAUUCCUUAUCAUAUUCACAACAGAGAUCUCUAAAACUCUCACACUUUAGGGGUGAAUGAAAAUUGGCUAUUAGACCCACUUUGGGUGAUCAUUAAGCUUUGGGUUUAUAGUUACAAACACCUUCCCUUUCCUGCAGAGCAGCUGCUUUUUUUGCAUUUGCAACUAAUCAAAUUAAACAGUAAUUCCACCAGAAGUUUUUUGCUGCAUGAUUAAAACUAAAAUGUAGUGACCUUUCUGCCAAAAAAAGAACCCUGUCAAAAGAUAUUUUGUCAACAGACUGUAUCAAAUCUAACAGUAUGCAGAAGACUCAUUGCUUUACCUUCCUACUCUUUUUGAUUCUUUUGAUCUACCCUCAAGCUUGAGAACCCAGGAGUUAAUCCACACAAAGCAUUUUCCCUCUUCAUACUUCACCCAACAAGAUGUUUCGCCACAGUGCAGCUUUUGUUAGUUACUGUAUAAAAAGCUAAUGUUCCACAGAUUCAGGAUCUGCUAAUUCUUUUAUCUCAGCAAAGCAUUACCUUUUGUGGGCCACAGUGAUGGUGGAAGUUAGUCUUUGUACAGUAAACAUAAAGUUACAGUACGGUCAACGUGUCCCAGUGAAGCCACUUCACUUUCAAUUUUGUCGACGUGUAGUGUUUCGUGGUUUGGCCACCAGGUGUCCGUAUAACCUCAACUUAACCUAAACUCUUUGCAUGAUUAUCUAGGAGUUUUUGUUUUGUUUUACUGUCUUAUGACAAAUAUUAUUUGCUGCUUUUUCCAGGCCUUGCCUUUGGUUCAGAUUGGUUCAGUUCAGUACCAACGGAAUUUUACGGUACAGAUAUCUCAUUUAAAAUGUUUGUGUUCGUUUACAUUUUUUCUUAAGUAGAAUUACCUAGUGAACACACUAAAAUUUUUAGAAUCCAUUUAAAACAAAGCCAGUAUGAAGGUAAAGUCGUCAAGUUCUGUGAUUACUGGACUAGAACGAUCAGAAUCUCUGGUUCUGUCCUGGAAACGUGUGUUGUACUUAAGAACCAACUAAGUACUGGUUGUUUCAUCAUGAACAAGUCUUAAUGAUCUAUGGUUUAUAGCCUAUAUUUUGAUAACUUCACUAAGUGUAUCUUUUUGUUUUCGUGUUUUAUUAAUUGUGUGCUCGGUUAUGCCCCUGUCAAACCUUGACAAUUUAGACCAGCAUAUUCCUCACAUACGAGAAAUCUGGCAAAAAAGUUGGCAUAUGUUGGCUAAGUUAUGGGUAUGUUUUGUUUUGUUAUGAGCGCAUUAAAGCAAGGUAGAACAUGUCACAACGAGUACGUUGAGAUAUUUUGAGCAUGCUCAAACUUUCCCAAAAUAUGCCAGUAUAUGCUCAUAUGUGGGUCAUAAGUUACAGGUAAGUUACCUCAUCGUUGACAUACAUAAAGUGUAAGUUACCCAUAAGUCACAUAUCAAUGUAUCUGACGUGUUCCUGACAACCACUGAACGUGUUUCUAACUUUCAGCUACUGUAUGAUAGAGUAUUGGCAGUGUUUUGGUUUGAGGGGGUUCACACGGGUAGACCGUUAGUUCUCCAGACCACAUCCCCAUCAUAGGGUGAGCGAGAAGGUGAGUUUGAUGGAUCCGUUCACGGCCACCAUCAACAAACUUCCUAGCAGCCAUGAUUCUUUUUUCUUAUUUAUUAGUUCUUUUUUUUUGGUUGUUGAGCACUAAACAGCAGAUGGGUUAAUAACGUGAUCAAAGAAUUCUUUUUAUGCAGGUCGAGCACCUCCGGGUGCAUCGCUGACCCCCUCAGAACACCGGCUUGUGCAUCAUUUCUUGGGCAUUACACUGCCGUUCGUUAAGCAUAAGUUAGGCUGUUGUAGGACAUAAGCUCUGCACUUGUUAUGAAUACUCUGUGUAUACUCCCAACAUUGAAAAAAUACAUAGAAAGUUCACCAUACGCCAGCAUUUUAGAAGACAUCAGGCAUAUGCUGGCUAAAUCUGCAAGGUAUGACAAGGGCCCUUAUAACCUGUGUGAGUAGGUUGGUCCUGCUUGGUAAAAACAUGUUGGAUCCUGAUGCUGAAGCAGGAGAAGGAAGAUGAUUCCUCUCAGAUACACUCACUGCAUGCUCUCCAUAUGUAACCUCCUCCCUCAGUAUUCUCUGAGUGUUGCAUUAUCAGUCUUUAUCUGCCCAGCAUGAAAAUGCUUCAGAUAUUAGCUAUCAAUAUAAUAAAGAAUUUGAUGUUUUUGUA